CCGUCCUUGAUGGCCCUUGCUGCGGCGGCGCAGCCGCUGCUAGUACCCGACGACAUCCUGGCAUGCGUCCUCGGCCACCUCGCGCCGCGCAGCCUCGCCGCGUGCCGUUGCGUCUGCAAAAGCUGGCGCGCUGUCAUCGACGACCGCCGCCUGCUGCGGGCAGACCUCCUCCCGCUCUCGCUCCAUGGGAUCUUCUUCAUGGAGCAGCUCAAUCCGACUCCCCCGAAAUUCUUCGGAAGUCCGUUGAUACAGCGCAAGAUCUCCGCAGGCUUGACUACUUGGACACGGACUUCGCCGGUCAUUUGUCUAUCAAGGAUCACUGUAACGGCCUUCUCUUGCUCUGGGAUCAAGUCGUCGUUAAUCCGGCGACACGGCAAUGGGUGCGUCGGGAUGGAGGACUUAGGCGUCGACAUGUGCCUAGCUUUUGACCCCACCGUCUCGACGCACUAUGAGGUGCUUCUCCUUCCUUACGUUCCUCGCAUGCUUGAGCACGACAAUGUUCGCCAAGGAAUCGGCAUGGCCGCCCUCUCCGUAUGCAAUACGUGUCUUCUCUUCAAGGACAUGGCAAUGGGAGGAGAAGUUGUUGGUCCAGAGAGGGGAGGCUGCUGGGACCAUCGCCGACAUGCAGUCAGAUUGGCAGCCAGAGCAUCGCUACACCGUCUACUGGCAAGGAGCGCUUUAUGUCAUUAUGUGCAUUGUCAAAAUGACUUUAUCAUGCGCAUAACCUUAUCCCAUGGAGAGUAUGAAGUGAUCAAAUCGCCAACAGGCAGUAAAACCAAGCGUGCUGAUCUUUAUCUAGGGAAAUCAAAGAAGGGGGUUUAUUGUGCUUUAGUUCGUAAUUGCAGGUCAUACCGACUUCGGGUUUGGUUGCUUACCGAAGUAUGUGGUAAAAUGAAGUGGCGAGUGAAGAUUGACAUAAGCCUUUUGUCGGUGGUAGCAAAAUUUUCUUGGAUCUCCCGUGUUGAAAACUCUGGGCCGUGGAUCUUUCAUGAAGGGAAUUGCAAUAGAGAUGGUGAAGAAGCACUAGUGGAAGAUAAACUUGAAUGGGACUUUGACAAGGCUACUGUUCUUGAGGGCGUAGAUAAUGCUGAAAGUGAGUAUAUGCAUGGAGAUAUUUAUUUCCUUGGGUUCCAUCCAUACAAAGAGAUUGCCUUCUUGUGGGUAUCAAGAACAAGAGUGGUUGCUUAUCAUUUAUGUAGCUCGAAUGUUCAAGAUUUGGACGAGUUAUGUCUACAAAGUGUAGGAGAUUCUUUUCCAUACGCACCAUGUUGGACAGGAGAGUUAUUUGAAAAUAAUUGA
Triticum aestivum (bread wheat) is the source of this 1299-nucleotide messenger RNA. RefSeq lists its product as uncharacterized. The record is from RefSeq and is a predicted model, not a curated record. Gene Ontology annotation, molecular function: protein binding. The transcript is spliced from 2 exons. The coding region runs from base 10 to 1299 and encodes 429 amino acids. NCBI's taxonomy places the organism in Eukaryota, Viridiplantae, Streptophyta, Magnoliopsida, Poales, Poaceae.